This is a messenger RNA of Lemur catta (Ring-tailed lemur), 1327 nucleotides long. RefSeq names its product tryptophanyl tRNA synthetase 2, mitochondrial (gene WARS2). Gene Ontology annotation, cellular component: mitochondrion; mitochondrial matrix. The record is from RefSeq and is a predicted model, not a curated record. Gene Ontology annotation, molecular function: tryptophan-tRNA ligase activity; ATP binding. The transcript has 6 exons. Gene Ontology annotation, biological process: mitochondrial tryptophanyl-tRNA aminoacylation. The coding region runs from base 26 to 1108 and encodes 360 amino acids. Lineage: Eukaryota; Metazoa; Chordata; Mammalia; Primates; Lemuridae.
ACGAGACGGCUCCGCCCUCCUUAAGAUGGCGCUGCGCUCAACGCGGAAGGCGCGUGGGUGCUGGAGCUUCAUCCGGGCACUUCAUAAAGGACAUGAAGCUGCUCCCGCUCUGCAGGAAGACAGCAUGAAGCGAGUCUUUUCUGGCAUUCAGCCUACAGGGAUCCCCCACCUGGGCAAUUACCUGGGAGCCAUUGAGAGCUGGGUGAGGUUGCAGGAUGAGUAUCGCUCUGUGCUGUACAGUAUCGUUGACCUCCACUCCCUCACUGUGCCCCAAGACCCCACCAUCCUUCGGCAGAGCAUCCUGGACAUGACUGCUGCUCUUCUCGCCUGCGGCAUAAACCCAGAGAAGAGCAUCCUUUUCCAACAAUCUCAGGUAUCUGAACACACACAAUUAAGUUGGAUCCUUUCCUGCAUGGUCAGAUUACCUCGAUUACAACAUUUACACCAGUGGAAGGCCAAGACUGCCAAGCAGAAGCACGAUGGAAUGGUGGGCCUGCUGACGUACCCCGUACUCCAGGCAGCUGACAUUCUGUUGUACAAAUCCACACACGUUCCUGUCGGUGAGGAUCAAGUCCAGCACAUGGAACUAGCUCAAGAUCUAGCACAAGGUUUCAACAAGAAGUAUGGGGAGUUCUUUCCAGUGCCCAAGUCCAUUCUGACACCGAUGAAGAAGGUGAAAUCCCUCCGUGACCCUUCUGCCAAAAUGUCGAAAUCAGACCCUGACAAACUGGCUACCAUCGGGAUAACAGACAGCCCCGAGGAGAUAGUACAGAAAUUCCGCAAGGCGGUGACGGACUUCACCUCGGAGGUCACCUACGACCCGGCCAGCCGAGGGGGUGUCUCCAACAUUGUCGCCAUCCACGCCGCAGUGACGGGGCUGUCGGUGGAGGAGGUGGUCCGCCGCAGCGCGGGGCUGGACACUGCUCGUUACAAGCUGGUGGUGGCAGAUGCUGUGAUUGAGAAAUUUGCUCCCAUUAGGAGCGAAAUUGAAAAACUGAAGAUGGACAAGGCCCAUUUAGAGAAGGUUUUACAAGUUGGGUCUGCAAAAGCCAGAGAAUUAGCAUACCCCGUGUGCCAGGAGGUGAAGAAAUUGGUGGGGUUUUUAUAGGAAGUCUCAACUAAUCACCAAAAGGCUUUCAUGUCUUACAGUCUGUGCACUUCGAUGAAGGCAACUUUCUCCAGAAGCAAAAAAUUAUAGCUUGGGGACAUUUAAUUUGGUGUAGCUGAUUAUUGGCUUCAUUUGAUGAAUGUUUUAUAGCUUUCAAAGAGUAUAAUGUUCUGAAUCUCAACAAAAUGCUGUGAUUAGAAAAAAUAAUCAAGGCAUAGC